AUGGCUAGGCUCUCAUCGAUCAAGCUCACCCUCGCCACUCUCCUGGCAGCCACGGCAUCAGGAGCCAGCAUUCCGUGCCCGCAGGACCCAACCUCGUACGCUGUGACGAAGUUCUUCGCGAGCUGCAUUCCGCACUCGCUCACCUGCUCGUACCAAUUCAUCGUCGAUGCAGCCACAACCUGCGCUCUGGUUCCCGUCGGGCCCGACUACCUGCCCGAGGUGCUGUUGACCGGCUGUGCGGACCCGAGGUACUCGUGGGCCGUGACCAGGACGGCGGACGGCGGGCUGGACCUGAGCAUCACGACUGUGUCCGUGGUCAGCCCGGGCGUGAACGUCACGGGCACGCACAAGAUCGCCAGCGACGAGCUCGAGGUCACGAACCACGGCAGCGUCCAGGACCAGAGCUAUGCGGGCCCUCAGGAUUUUGUGGUGCAAGUCGCGGCUUAG
Neoarthrinium moseri is the source of this 447-nucleotide messenger RNA. RefSeq lists its product as uncharacterized. The transcript has 2 exons. The coding region runs from base 1 to 447 and encodes 148 amino acids. The record is from RefSeq and is a predicted model, not a curated record. Lineage: Eukaryota; Fungi; Ascomycota; Sordariomycetes; Amphisphaeriales; Apiosporaceae.